CUUUUAACUUCAAAGCGGUGUUUAAUAAUUUUUUGUUUUAUUUAUAGGUUGGAUUUGAAAAUAAUUACGAAGACAUUGACAGAUAGAUACCUCUACAAGAUAUCUUUUUGGUUACAUUAGCAGGUCAUAGUACGCAACAAAAUGAUUACUUCAGAGUUACCAGUGUUACAGGAUUCUACAAAUGAAACUACUGCCCAUUCAGAUGUUGGUAGUGAAUUGGAAGAAACGCAACUGAAGGGGAAAAGAAAACGUGGUCGUCCUGGUAGACCUCCAUCUGCCAAUAAGAAGCCUCGAAAGACUCCAGGAGAGAAGUUUCGCUCUGAAACUGGAAUUAGAGGAACAGGUCGAGGAAGAGCUAAUGGCCAUCCUCAGCAGAAUGGAGAAGGGGAUCCUGUUACUUUGUUUGAUGUUGUGAAGAUGGGCAAAAGUGCUAUGCAGUCCGUGGUAGAUGACUGGAUUGAAUUGUAUAAGCAAGACAGGGAUAUAGCACUGCUGGAUUUAAUCAACUUCUUCAUCCACUGUUCAGGAUGCCGAGGAACUGUGCGGAUUGAAAUGUUUAGAAACAUGCAAAAUGCAGAAAUUAUCAGGAAAAUGACUGAAGAAUUUGAUGAGGACAGUGGCGAUUAUCCACUUACAAUGCCUGGGCCACAGUGGAAGAAAUUCCGAUCAAAUUUUUGUGAAUUCAUAGGAGUACUAAUACGACAAUGUCAAUAUAGCAUCAUCUAUGAUGAAUAUAUGAUGGACACAGUGAUCUCAUUGCUGACUGGUUUGUCAGAUUCGCAGGUUCGAGCUUUCAGACAUACUAGUACACUUGCUGCUAUGAAGCUUAUGACUGCUCUUGUGAAUGUUGCCUUAAACCUGAGUAUUCAUCAGGAUAAUACACAAAGACAGUAUGAAGCUGAAAGGAACAAAAUGAUUGGUAAAAGAGCUAAUGAAAGACUGGAGCUGCUUCUUCAAAAAAGGAAAGAG
Thamnophis sirtalis is the source of this 969-nucleotide messenger RNA. The record is from RefSeq and is a predicted model, not a curated record. Lineage: Eukaryota; Metazoa; Chordata; Lepidosauria; Squamata; Natricidae.